GAGGCGCAGCGAUGGGCUCCGUGUUGAGCAGCGAUAGCGGCAAAUCCGCGCCUGCCUCGGCCACCCCGCGGGCCCUGGAGCGCAGAGGGGACCCCGAUUUGCCCGUCACCUCCUUCGAUUGCUCGGUGUGCCUCGAGGUGUUGCACCAGCCUGUCCGGACCCGUUGCGGCCACGUAUUCUGCCGUACCUGUAUUGCUACCAGUCUAAAGAACAAUAAGUGGACCUGUCCUUAUUGCCGAGCAUAUCUUCCUUCAGAAGGAGUUCCAGCAACUGAGGUAGCCAAAAGGAUGAAGUCAGAGUACCAGAACUGCACCGAGUGCGAAACCCCGGUUUGCCUCAGCGAAAUGAGGGCACACAUAAGGACUUGUCAGAAAUACAUAGAUAAAUAUGGACCAAUACAAGAACUUGGGGAGACAGCAACAAGGUGUGUGUGUCCAUUUUGUCAGAGAGAAUUGGAUGAAGACAGCUUGCUGGAUCAUUGUAUUACUCAUCACAGAUCGGAAAGGAGACCUGUGUUCUGUCCUCUUUGUCAUUUAAUACCUAACGAGAAUCCAAGCAGCUUCAAUGGCAGUUUGAUAAGACAUUUGCAAGUCAGUCACACUUUGUUUUAUGACGAUUUCAUAGAUUUUAAUAUAAUUGAAGAAGCUCUUAUCCGAAGAGUCUUAGAUCGGUCACUACUUGAAUAUGUGAAUCAUUCAAACACCACAUAGUUUUAUUAAAAAGAAAGGGAAGGGGAUUGGAGUACACCACUUUUUAAUAUGCUGCUUGAACACUUGGAGGGAAAUUGACAAUAUUUGGGCAAAAAUGUACAACACAGUUCUAUUUUGCCCCUGUUUAUUGUUAUACUGGAUUUUAAAACUGCUUUCAUUUUGAUAAUUUAAAACUGUU
Molecule: messenger RNA, 888 nt
Organism: Choloepus didactylus (southern two-toed sloth)
Lineage: Eukaryota; Metazoa; Chordata; Mammalia; Pilosa; Megalonychidae
Product: E3 ubiquitin-protein ligase RNF125-like
Exons: 1
Coding region: 12-710 (232 amino acids)
Biological process (GO): protein polyubiquitination; ubiquitin-dependent protein catabolic process
Molecular function (GO): ubiquitin protein ligase activity
Source: RefSeq, a predicted model, not a curated record